GAAAUGAGGUUCCCCUUAAUUACAAAACCGACAAGUAAUUGAAGCUCUUUGCUUUGUGUUGAUGAGCUGGUUGAGAUGGAAGGCACAAGAGAAAAGAAGAUGAAGAUACUAUGCCUCCAUGGCUUUCGGACCAGUGGGAGUAUCCUCAAACACCAAAUUAGCAAAUGGGAUCCUUCUAUCUUCGCUCAAUUUGACAUGGUGUUUCCAGACGGUAUUUUUCCUGCCACGGGAAAAUCCGAGGUAGAAGGCGUCUUCCCACCGCCUUAUUUUGAGUGGUUCCAGUUUAACAAGGAAUUCACCGAAUACACAAACUUGGAGGAAUGCAUCACUUUCUUAUGUGAAUACAUAACAAGCAAAGGUCCUUUUGCUGGUUUGCUUGGCUUCUCUCAGGGUGCAACACUGUCGGCCCUUCUACUAGGCUACCAGGCACAAGGAAUACUGUUGAAAGAGCAUCCGCCCAUUAAACUGUUCGUAUCAAUAUCAGGGUCCAAGUUCAGAGACCCACGCAUAUGUGAGGUUGCAUACAAGGAGAGCAUCAAGGCUAAAUCUGUCCACUUCAUAGGAGCCAAAGAUCGGUUGAAACUGCCUUCCCAUGAGCUCGCUGCCGCUUUUGACAACCCUCUCAUCAUAACCCAUCCCCAGGGCCACACUGUCCCGAGAUUAGAUGAGGUUGCCACCGAGCAGUUGCGCAGUUGGACAGCAGAAAUCAUCGAAUGCAAAAAUUGUGCUGCGGAUAAGAAGCAUGUCCUGGAAAAUGGAGAACCAACAGUUGAUAUUGAUCAGGAGAAACAGCGAGAAGAAGCGCGCAAGUCUGUUGAUAUUGUAGAGGCAGCCCAAGCCUGAAAAUUUCAGACAUGAAACCUCUCUCUACAAUCCAGAUUGGUUUAAAUAAAUGACUUCAAUUUGGAAUAGAUUUGGCCUCUUGGCUCAACAAUUCUAAAUAA
Molecule: messenger RNA, 944 nt
Organism: Alnus glutinosa
Lineage: Eukaryota; Viridiplantae; Streptophyta; Magnoliopsida; Fagales; Betulaceae
Product: dihydrofolate reductase-like
Exons: 6
Coding region: 76-843 (255 amino acids)
Source: RefSeq, a predicted model, not a curated record